CCGAAACAUUUGCAUGAGUAAAGUUAGGGGCGCAGGGUAUAAAUGCAACACUUUACAUCGCUAUGAUCUAAUCAGUGUUGUUAUCAGUGCUCUUAGCGCAUGAAAACUGCAACGAUUCUGAUUAUGCACCUUACUUCUGAUGUGAUUUUCAUCUUUCUGUUUCUCCGCAACGCUGGUAGGUUCGAGUUGGAAGUUUGUUUCCUUGUAUUGAUAGUUAAACAGGAACCGAAGAAACACUGAACAUUAUGCCCAGAAAGGAGGUGAUCUCUAAUGCAACAUUAACGUUUUAUCGUUUAGAAUCGCAGGCUCCAACUAUAACAUCAGCACCUUCGAACCCAUUGCAAUUGGUGGAGGGUGGAAAUGUGACUUUGCAAUGGACGUACAACACUGGAGGGAGUGCAUUUCAAGAAGCCGCAUUUGAGUCACGAGGGUUCCCUUUCAUUGUUAGAAAAACUACCGGAGCCUCCGCGAUUAUCUUUCCAGCCUUCGUUGGACGAUUGACAGCCAAUAUAACGGAAACAAAUGCUUCCAUCACGUUCCUUUUAGUCAACAGGAGCGACAGUAGAGUCUAUGAAUUUGUUGUCUUCAAUCAAGACUUCAGGAUCGCUUUGCAACAGUUUACUAUGGAUGUGCUGUGUAAGUCGACAUUUUUUUUGUCCUUUUAGUGUUUAUGACGGUGGUUUGUCACUUAUAGAAACACUGGUUAGAAAUCCUGCUAAUGCAUACCAGAGUCGGUCCGAAAGCAUCUUUCAUCUAGCGAUAGUUGAUUACUUUUCCAGUUUGAAAGAGCUGUGGGGAAGUCGAAUUUGGGGGUUACACAUGGAGUACCAGUGUUGUAGACCGCGUUCCCCAAGAACCCAUAGCAAUCAGUUCAGCGUUCGUUGGUGAAGUGACAGCGAACACAACAGAAACAUUAACGUAUCCAUCACGUUCCUAGCAGUCUACAGGAGCGACAGUAGAACCUAUGAUUUAAUCGUCCUCAAUGAAAAGAGCGAGAUUGAUCACAGAUCAAUGGAUAUAGAAGAACAGUGUGACGGCACAUAUUUAUUGUAAUAGAUCGAAU
This is a messenger RNA of Porites lobata, 1063 nucleotides long. The record is from the annotation of a GenBank genome assembly. NCBI's taxonomy places the organism in Eukaryota, Metazoa, Cnidaria, Anthozoa, Scleractinia, Poritidae.